CAAAAUCUUAAAGAGUAAAAAGGAAGUAGUGACUAGUUUUUCACGUCUUUGUUUACUGCUCUUCUUUAGUUUCGUCACUAGAGGCGUGACGGUAAGAAUGCCGGAGGCGCCAAGCCUUGGCGUGACGGCCACAAUCCUUGUAGCGACCUGCUGUCGAUAAGCAGAUUACCACUUCAUCCUAUGCGACAACUAGCGCCGCCAUCCUCACUGCUCAUUCUUUAGCAAACUACUUUAGCACUAGCACUCUAGCAAAGCUAACAGCGCUUCUAGGAGAACGUUAAUGUUUCCAUAGUUACAAAGACGAGACUUCCGUUCCAACCGUUGAGCAAUAGACACGCGUACCGACAAGCAGGAAAUAAAGACGUGCAAUUAGCUACUACUUCCGCUUACCUCUUUAAGAUUUUUGUUAAGUUUAUCACAUAUUUUAUACGAGACCUUUUUGAUACAUUAUUAAAAUAAAUAUUCAUAUAAUAUUUUUUCUUAUUGAAUUAUUUAUUUCCGCACAUUAGUGAACACGCUACAUCCUAAAUAUCGAACUGCCAUCUAGCAGAAAAAUGUUGAAACUGUUGUUUAAAGCAAACAUUUAGCCGGUAACCAAUAACAACGCGUAACUAGUUAACAAAUUUGUGAUUUAUAAGUUUUAUGAGACUUAUAAGUUGAAUUUUUCUCUCUUUUAAGGUUAAUUAAUUAAUAAUUUUGUUAAUAUAUAACAAUAUAUGCAUUAAAUAUGAGUAUUGAUAAGUCUUUUUUAGUACAAAAGCAAGUAAAAGAUAAUUCAGAGGAUUUACAAAGAGAAUUUCUUAAUCUGAAAAAUUGGGAAGAAGAAAUGAAACGUAAAGAGAAGGAACUUCUUAAUAAAAACAAUGAUCAAGUUUUACCACCCAUAAGAAGUAAAAAGAAAAAGGUAAUGCAAAAGCCUCCAAUGAAAGAAAAAUGUAACACGAACACAAAGCGAAUUAAAUCGGGUGAUUAUUCCUCUUGGGAUAAAUUUGACGUGGAAAAAGCUUGCAAAGAAAUAGAUAAAACAGAUUCAUCCGAUGAAUCUGGAGAAGAAUUGAAUGAAGAUGAAUUGAAAAAACGGCAUGAUAUAGCAACAGAGCAUAAACAAAAGGGCAAUAUACUCGUACAGCAACAAAAAUGGGACAGUGCCAUUGCAUGUUAUUCCGAAGCAAUAAAAGUUUUUCCAUACGAUGCUGUCUUCUAUGCGAAUCGUGCUCUUUGUCAUUUAAAAAAGGAUAACUUAUACUCUGCAGAAGCUGAUUGUUCUACAGCGAUACAAUUGGAUUCACAAUAUGUGAAAGCUUAUCACAGAAGAGCACUGUCUAGAUUAGAGUUAAAACAAUAUAAAGAAGCGAAAGAAGAUUUGGAAAAAAUAUUGCAAUUAGAGCCAUCUAAUAAGGAAGCACAAGCUAAACUUGCUCAAGUCAAUAAAAAUUUGGAAACUAAGUCAAUUAUCAUAUCUGAGGAAAAGACGUCGAAGGAGACGUCAUUAGAAAAAACGAUUGGUGAAAAAAUAUGCAAUUCCAAUAAAAAAAUUAACAAGGAAAUAAGUAAUAAGAAAACAGAGCAAGAUGUUGUAAAUAAAACAAUAAAAAACAAGACAAAAUAUAUGCCAAUUCCUGACUGGUUACCGGAGAAAGAUAAUGUCGAGAUCAUAGAGCCUAUUAUUAAACCACCUCACUUGCGUUCAAAAAAGUCUAUGAAACGUAUUGUAGUACAAGAUGCAGAAUUUGAAAUUGCGUCAUGUAAAAAAGAAACUACACUAAUUGAGACAGAUAAAAUCCAAAAAGCUGAAUCAUUUAAUAUGCUUGAUGAUAAAGCUGUCGCAAAGAACAAAGUUUUAAAUAAAUCUUGCGAAGUUGAAAAAAAUGUACACGUAGAUCUAAAAAUUCCAAAAACAGCUGUACAAUUUAUUAUAGAUUGGCGGAGAAAUAAAUCAUCAGAGUAUCGCUAUCAUUACCUAAAACAAUUACCUUCGAACAGUUUGCCACAACUAUUUCAAGAUUCUAUGGAGUCUGAUAUUUUCAGUGAGAUUUUAGACAUUCUUAGAAUUGAAUUCAUACCACGAAAAGAUUCGGUAUAUCAGUAUUUGGAAUGUUUAAGUCAAGUAAAAAGAUUCCGAGCACUUAUUAUGUUUAUUAAUAAUGUCGAAAAAGAAGGAAUAAAAACUCUUAUCGAGUAUAGUAAAAAUACUGCCAAUAUAUCGGAAGAAAAAAUAAAAAAAUUAUAUGAAGUAUACGAAAUUUGACACGAAACAAAAUAUUAGGAGCAGCGGGUCUUGCGCUACUCGGUCUGGCAGUAGGUGGACGUAAAAAUGUUCUCGAUUUAGAUGUACUAGGUUCUUGUUCACUAUUAAAUUUAUUCUUCUGUAAA
Molecule: messenger RNA, 2373 nt
Organism: Polistes canadensis
Lineage: Eukaryota; Metazoa; Arthropoda; Insecta; Hymenoptera; Vespidae
Gene: spag
Product: RNA polymerase II-associated protein 3-like
Exons: 11
Coding region: 728-2248 (506 amino acids)
Molecular function (GO): protein binding
Source: RefSeq, a predicted model, not a curated record